UGUGUGUGUGUGUGUGUGUAUGAGAGACUGUUAAGCUCCAUGUGUGUGUGAGUAUACGUGCGUGCGUGCGUGUGUGUGUGUGUGUGUGUGUGUGAGACCAUGUGGUACACACACCUGCUCUGGUGCCCUGUGACCUUCAUCUUGGUUUCAUGGUUGCCAUGGUGGUACAUCUCCAUGGCGACAGCCAUGACCUUCCAGCCUACAGUGAACACUGCUCAGGGUCGUCUACGUGGGGUGCGCAUCACCGUGGCGACAGAAGGGCUCCGCCCUGUGGACCAGUACCUGGGCGUGCCUUUCGCAGCCCCACCCACUGGAGUGCGGAGAUUUGCCAACCCAGAACCCCCUGCGGCAUGGGGAGGCGUGCGUAACGCCACACGCUUUGCUCCCGUGUGUCCUCAGAGUGCCCGCGGCAACGUGCAUGACAUCACUGCACCCGUGUGGGCGACCUUUAACCUCGACACCAUGGCAACAUACCUGCAGGAGCAGAGUGAAGACUGUCUCUACCUCAACCUGUAUGUCCCCACACGGGAGAGGAGUGGGCCGAAGAGGGCGGGUGAAGAGGCGGAGGAUGACGUGUUGCGUGACUCACGUGAGGACCCAUGGCCUGUAAUGUUGUUUAUUCACGGGGGCUCGUACAUGGACGGAACUGGAAACAUCAUGGAUGGCAGCGUGUUAGCAAGCUACGGGAAUGUCAUCGUCAUCACACUUAAUUACAGGAUAGGAGUGUUGGGAUUCCUGAGCACUGGUGAUCAGGCUGCUAAAGGAAAUUAUGGGUUGUUGGAUCAAAUUCAGGCCCUGCGUUGGAUCAAUAAGAAUAUUGGAUAUUUUGGAGGAGAUCCGGGUCGGGUCACUGUGUUUGGGUCCGGAAUUGGAGCAUCUUGUGUCAGUUUGCUUACACUGUCUCAUCAUUCAGAAGGACUGUUCCACAGAGCGAUUAUUCAGAGUGGCUCUGCGUUGUCCAGUUGGUCAGUGAACUAUCAGCCAGUGAAAUACACACGCAUGUUGGCCGAGCGAGUGGGCUGUAACGUGCUCGACACACAUGACUUGGUGCUGUGCAUGCAGAAGCGGAGUUACAGGGAGCUGGUGGAGCAGGACAUCCAGCCAGCACGCUUCCACAUUGCUUUUGGGCCGGUGAUCGACGGUGACCUCAUUCCUGACGACCCAGAAGUGCUCAUGGAGCAGGGCGAGUUCCUUAACUAUGACAUCAUGCUGGGUGUCAACCAAGGGGAGGGACUUCGCUUUGUAGAGGGAGUGGUUGAGCCAGAGGAGGGUGGGGUUUCUGGAUCAGAUUUUGACUUUGCUGUUUCAGACUUUGUGGACGGUCUCUAUGGUUACCCAGAAGGCAAGGACACACUGCGUGAGACGAUAAAGUUCAUGUACACAGACUGGGCGGAUCGUGACAAUCCUGAAACACGACGGAAAACGCUUGUCGCCAUGUUUACGGAUCACCAGUGGGUGGAGCCUGCAAUGGUCACAGCUGAUUUGCAUGCACGUUAUGGUUCUCCGACGUUCUUCUACGCAUUUUAUCACCACUGCCAGAGCCCGAUGAAGCCAGCAUGGGCUGACUCCGCCCAUGGAGAUGAGAUUCCUUACGUGUUCGGAAUUCCACUUGUUGGACCCACCGAACUCUUCCCUUGCAAUUUUUCUCGCAAUGACAUCAUGCUGAGCGCCGUAGUCAUGACCUAUUGGACCAACUUCGCCAAGACUGGAGACCCGAAUAAACCCGUCCCUCAGGACACAAAGUUCAUCCACACAAAAGCAAAUCGGUUUGAGGAGGUGUCGUGGUCGAAGUACAGUCCUGAGGAUCAGCUCUACCUGCACAUCGGCCUCAAACCCCGGGUACGAGAUCAUUACCGUGCCACUAAAGUUGCUUUCUGGAAGCACCUGGUUCCUCACCUCUACAACUUAAAUGACAUGUUCCACUACACCUCCACCACCACCACACGGGCCCCACCCCCUCCUGCGCAGGCCACUCCUACAGGACCACGCCCCCCCAGACGCCCUGGCCCACUGGUCAUCGCUAAUCCUCGUGAUUAUUCCACUGAGCUCAGCGUCACCAUCGCUGUUGGUGCAUCGCUGCUUUUUCUCAAUGUUCUGGCAUUUGCCGCACUCUAUUAUCGCAAAGAUAAACGCAGUCGACAGGCCACACCUCCUCCACGUCAGCCGACACCCCCCCGUCACCAGGCUGCGCCUGUGUCCUGUGAGAAAGAUGCAAGGUCAUCCCCAAGGGAUUACACGCUCACGCUACGUCGCUCGCCAGACGACGUCCCGCUCAUGUCACCCGACUCGGUUGCCAUGACGCCCAACAGUCUGACCAUGACUCCAGACUCUGUUUCCAUGACACCCAGCUCGCUGAUGGGGUUUCCCAGCAUGCACCCCUACAACACCUUUACACAUGGAUACAACAACGCCGGCCUGCCCCACACACACUCCACAACCAGAGUAUAACAACAUACGCUAGAACUGGUUCAAACCCAUUUCAACAACUAAACACACACACACACACACACACACCUGUUUAUGGUUUAACCAGUUCAAACCACCUCGGUACAAAUCCAUCUAAAAUGGUGAAAAAUAAAAUGUACAAAAUAACUUAAGUGCCAAGAUGGAGGAUAAACACAUCACUGAACCAUGACAUCAGCGUAGAUUAGCUGUAGAAAUGCUUUUUACAUCAUACAGUAUCACUUAUUUAUCGUGUAUUCACACUCAGUGUGGCGCAGGGUAUACACACAAUAUCUUAUGGAAUGUUUUUGUCUACAUUUUAUACAUAUUUACAAUUAUUCUAAUUAUGCUAAGCUACUUAAUUAGUUAUAGCUAUCUAAAAACACAAAUUUUCUACCAAUGUUGUUAACAAAGCUAGCUAGCACUGUUAUUGACCUGUUCUUUAGAUGUCAUUUUUGGUCUUGGCGAUGCUUAUUAUUUUGACUGCGAGAGUUAGCAGUGGGUUUGGGAGCACGCCCCCUGUAGAUUAUUGUGUUGUUAAAACCAGUAAACAUUUCUGUUCACAUGCUUUACAUUAUAUUUACAAUUAUUCUUGUUAAACUGCACUUGUUAUGCUUUCCUAAAGCAUUUUCUGAGUAAAGCUGCAGACACAGUGA
Neoarius graeffei (lesser salmon catfish) is the source of this 3098-nucleotide messenger RNA. It is a transcript of the gene nlgn3b, whose product is annotated as neuroligin 3b. Gene Ontology annotation, cellular component: cell surface; synapse; postsynaptic specialization membrane. The transcript is spliced from 7 exons. Gene Ontology annotation, molecular function: signaling receptor activity; neurexin family protein binding. The coding region runs from base 100 to 2448 and encodes 782 amino acids. Gene Ontology annotation, biological process: presynaptic membrane assembly; modulation of chemical synaptic transmission; chemical synaptic transmission. NCBI's taxonomy places the organism in Eukaryota, Metazoa, Chordata, Actinopteri, Siluriformes, Ariidae. The record is from RefSeq and is a predicted model, not a curated record.